This is a messenger RNA of Rosa rugosa (rugosa rose), 2603 nucleotides long. RefSeq names its product probable WRKY transcription factor 47. The record is from RefSeq and is a predicted model, not a curated record. Gene Ontology annotation, molecular function: sequence-specific DNA binding; DNA-binding transcription factor activity. The coding region runs from base 1045 to 2370 and encodes 441 amino acids. Gene Ontology annotation, biological process: regulation of DNA-templated transcription. NCBI's taxonomy places the organism in Eukaryota, Viridiplantae, Streptophyta, Magnoliopsida, Rosales, Rosaceae. The transcript is spliced from 5 exons.
GGGGGGGCAAUAAACCUCUCUGAUGACCUAUGAGAUCUCCGACGACCUCUUUGGAGACCUUCAGCUAGGUUUUCAUUGAAGUCCAAUGGGCGGCGGCCGGUGAUAGAAAUCCGGCGACCGGUGACUGGACUCCGGCGAAAUUUCCUAUGGCUUCUCUCUCUUCCAUUUUCUCUCUCUUCCUCUAUGUAACAAAUGGGUGAAGGCAAAAUAGUCUGAAAAAUAAACAAAAAAUAACAAAAAACGAAAACUUAAUUGGGUAUUAAGGAAGACCUUAUUAGAGUCUUCAUGGGUAAGUGGAAACAAAAAUAAGUGGUUGGUGUAAGGAGGAAAAAAGUCUCUAGAAUUAAGGUAAAUGGUCAAAAUCCCUUCUUUUUAUUUUUAGUUUACCAAGCCCGCCCCUACUUCAUAUGGCCUUAGCCACCUGCAAGGAAAAAGGCCACCAACGUGUUUCCCUUAACCGUGACGCCAUUUUUCCUGCUGUAAAACAGAAAAACUGCUGUGCUGCUCAUCGUUUUUUCCUAUUCAUCAUAUCGAAGUAAGAUAGAAAAAUUACAUAGCAUAAAAGUAACCAAGUUAAAACCUAGUGGGAGAAAAGCCAGAGAUGUACCGGGCAUGCUCAUGUACUCUACAGUCUACCGCUCUACGUCUUGCUUUCAUUAUUAACUAAUUAAUUCUUGUAUGGCUUUGACUAAUGUACUAAUUAUGGACCACCCAACCCUACAUCAGAUCUCUCUCUCAACUCUGAUAAAAAAAUUCAAACUUAAUAAAGAUUCGAGAGUCUGCGUCUCUUGUCUUAUACGAUUACGUUAGGUAGUAGAUAGGUACCCAUUUCAUUUGCAAGUUCUUCUUCAAUUUGGCAGAAGACGAAGACUAACUCCUCAUAUAAGCUAGCUAGCUAGCUAGUCAUUCCUGCUUUCCUAGCUUGAAUGAAUUAAAAAACCUUUCCCCGGCCCCUUGCCACUUACAAAUACUACUCGAUCUUCCACUCAUCAGUUACGCACUGAUCGAUCCUUACUUUUCUCCAAUCGAUUGGAAUCACAAGUCAUGGAUGAACAACGCUGUGACUUGAAACACUUGCACUCGGACCAGAGCUUUCUGGGGCUCAGUAGUAGUUCCGAUCAUCGUCUAGUUGAACCCCCAAUAAAAGAAGAAACAUUAUUCAAAGAGAUCAAAGAAGUUGAUUUCUUUUCCAAUAAUAGACUUCCCGAUCAACCGGCGCCUGGUCAUGCAGAGCUGACCACUCUUCAGCUUCAAGUUGAGUUACAGCGAGAAUACGAAGAGAAUCAAAAGCUCAGAACCAUGUUGGACCAAAUCACCAAAAGCUACAAUGGGUUGCAGGCUCAGCUGCGCAUGAUCAGACUUCAAAAGCAGCUGCAAACUUGUGCAGAAGACAGCAUUAAUCUUGAUCCGAAGUUAUCCUUCCUACAUGAUGACCAAUCCCCCAAAAGUAGUUCUCAUCACGAUCAUGAUCAAGAACAAGUUCUUGCUGCUACUGAUCAUGAUCAGGUUCCUUCAAGAAGGGCUAGGGUCUCCGUACGAGCAAGAUCGGAAGCUCCCAUGAUUAGCGAUGGAUGUCAAUGGAGGAAAUACGGUCAAAAGAUGGCCAAGGGUAAUCCUUGUCCCCGUGCUUACUAUCGCUGCACUAUGUUCGCUGGAUGCCCCGUUCGGAAACAGGUGCAAAGAAUGGCAGAGGACAAGACCAUUCUGAUAACAACAUAUGAAGGUAAUCACAACCACCCUCUUCCUGCAGCUGCGAUAUCUAUGGCUAAUACCACAUCAGCAGCAGCAGCCAUGUUGAUAUCGGGUUCAACAACCAGCAAGGAAGCUCAUCAUCAUCUAACACACCCUACAGGCUUGUUCUCUUCUCUUCAGCCGCUCUAUGGUUCAUCCAUGGCCACCUUUUCAACCUCUGCACCAUUUCCCACAAUCACACUGGACAUGACCAGCGCCCCUAACCCUAACCCUAAUCCCAUGCAGUUCAUGCACAGUAGUGCUACAUUUCCUAUUCCUUUGCAGGGUUAUAAUCAUCCGCUUAUAAAGCACCCCUUGUGUUUGAAUAUCCCUCGACAUAAUCAUGCAGCGCUAACACCAGCGGCAAUGCAACUAGCAGAUCUGCAGCCAUUUCUAGAACAACCCCACGGUUCGAUGGUUGGGACAAUAACUGCAGCCAUUACUUCUGACCCGAAGUUCACUACAGCCCUAGCUGCUGCCAUCUCAAGUAGAAUGAAUAAUAUUGAGAAUAUUAAUGCUGGAUUACAAGGAAGUACCAAUGAUAUUAGUUCCCUUAACAGUAAUGGGAAUGAGGUUUGCGCAGCAUUAUCUGGCUCCCCACAGCUUCCUCAAUCCUGUACCACUUUCUCCACCACCUAAUCCUGCAUGCAUGAUGCAUGGGGUAUAUAUGUAGUAAAGUGAAGUAUUUAUCACAAGACGCUAUCUUGCUGGUGAGCAGUGACCGUGAUAGAAUGAUUUGUUGGACUAGUAAAUGAUAUGGAGCUCUUAAUUACUAGCUACAUGCCCAAUGAGACAAAUUAUUGUGAAUUCGAAGCAAAUGAAUACAAAUGUGUACUAUAUUUCAAAGUUCAUAAACAUCUUUACGAAAAAUA